Messenger RNA from Fusarium graminearum PH-1, 516 nucleotides. RefSeq lists its product as uncharacterized. The record is from RefSeq and is a predicted model, not a curated record. The transcript is spliced from 2 exons. Lineage: Eukaryota; Fungi; Ascomycota; Sordariomycetes; Hypocreales; Nectriaceae. The coding region runs from base 1 to 516 and encodes 171 amino acids.
AUGCCUUCGCCACUGUACACUUGGCCACCUCUGGAUGGCGGAGGCUCUGCGGGAAGGCAGUCGAGACAACGGCUAUUGUCUGCAAACUGCUCGCUGUUGCGACGCCCUAGUUACCUUGUUUGGCUGUCUCAUGAUGAGCUGGCUUUAGGUUCCUACUAUCGGGCCUCAACGCUCAAGAUGGGGCGCAAAUCUCUCUUGUCAGCCAGUCGCAGAAUGGAGGGCAGCGGGUUAAAGAGGACAGUUGCAGGGCGAGGAGAUCACUUCGUCCUGGUUGACGGAAGGAAAAAGGGCAAAAGGAAAACUAAAAAUGACAGUAAAUGGGGAUAUAAGGAGGUUGCAGUUUGCCAGUGCCUCAGGUUUCUUCCUCGUCCUUUCAUCUGCCGUGUAUUUGCUUUAAUGAUUGAGCAUCAAGCAGUAUCCAGUAUCACCGCUUAUGGAAAUUUGACUGCUCCGGGUAGCGACACCUGCGCCUCGGUCCGUUCCGAUUUAUUCGCUUUGCAAAUGGACAAAGACUGA